Amphibalanus amphitrite is the source of this 3515-nucleotide messenger RNA. RefSeq names its product transmembrane 9 superfamily member 4-like (gene TM9SF4). The record is from RefSeq and is a predicted model, not a curated record. The coding region runs from base 463 to 2352 and encodes 629 amino acids. Gene Ontology annotation, biological process: protein localization to membrane. Lineage: Eukaryota; Metazoa; Arthropoda; Thecostraca; Balanomorpha; Balanidae. Gene Ontology annotation, cellular component: membrane. The transcript is spliced from 11 exons.
GGCGAAAACACGUAGCAAAUUUAUUUGUAUGCGUUAUACUUAUGCAUGUAAAAUUGUAAAUGUUGUUCGGUGGUGUGUAAUUAAUUAUCCUGCCAUACUUAAAGAUCACCGCCACUUUGAUAGAUCAAGAUAGACUUAUGGAAACAACCACAGUGUUUUUAACUGUCCUCGCCUGACAUUGCAAAAUCUGAAGCAAGCUGUUUCCCAUUGGUUCAGCUGGAAUCUGGGUUGAGGUGAUAAGUAUAAAUCGUUGCCCUGAUUGUCAAAGUUCAGGGGUGUUUCAGUAUCACUGAGCGGUUUUCUGCUCAGAUAUCUCCCAUUGCGGCUGCUGUGUACCUCUGGUCCCGGGUGCCGCCCACGGCUGCCACUGCAGCAGUGCCUGUAUAGACCAUAUUCCACCCAGCAGCCCAGCGGAGCGGCGCCCGGGCCCCUCCGCCACACACCCCGGUCCGAGUGGCGACCAUGGAGCAGCGGCGGCGGCUCCGCGGGCUGCUGUCCCUGCUGGUCGCUCUACUAGUGUCCGCACCAGCCGGCGCCUUCUACGUGCCGGGCGUGGCUCCGGUAGAGUUCGAGGCCGGCAGCCCGAUCAAGGUGCAGGCCAUCAAGCUGACCAGCACCCACACCCAGUUGCCGUAUGACUACUACAGUCUGCCGCUCUGCCGGCCCAAGAACGGCACGCUCGUCUACAAGUCCGAGAACCUGGGUGAAGUGCUGCGCGGAGACCGGAUCGUGAACACGCCGUACGAGGUGCACAUGAAGAAGGACGUGGCCUGUCAGGUGCUAUGCAACUCGUUCGACAACCCCAUGUCGUGGACCAAGGAGGAUACGAACGAGGUCAUCAGUCGCAUCCAGCACGAGUACACGGUCCACCUGCUGGUGGACAACCUGCCGUGCGCGACGCGUUUCCAGCUGGUGGACUCUGAUGACGAGCAGCUGGAUCGCGGCUACCGACUGGGCUCGACCAGCGAGAACGGCGACGAGACCUACAUCAACAACCACCUGCGCCUGGUGCUCUACUACCAUACAGAGGAUAAUCUCUCGUUCCGCGUGGUUCGGUUCGAAGUGGAGACCCGCUCGGUAGACCAGGCCGAACAGACUCCCGGCGGCUGCUCCAUCCCCAAGGAGGCCAAGAAGAAACAGCUCAUUAAGGACACGGAGACGAGGCUGCUGUUUACGUACAGCGUGGAGUGGCGGCAGUCCUCUGUGCGCUGGGCGUCUCGCUGGGACGUCUACCUGGCCAUGUCGGACGUGCAGAUCCACUGGUUCAGCAUCGUCAACUCAGUGGUGGUCGUCCUGUUCCUCUCUGGUAUCCUCACGAUGAUCAUCAUCCGAACGCUGCGUCGCGACAUCGCCAAGUACAACCAGGACGACAGUCUGGAGGAAGCCAUGGAGGAGACCGGCUGGAAGCUGGUGCACGGAGACGUCUUCCGGCCCCCGCAGCGUGCCAAACUGUUCUGCGCGCUGGUCGGCAGCGGCGUACAAAUCUACCUUAUGGCUCUGGUCACCAUCUUCUUCGCUACGCUCGGCAUGCUCUCGCCGUCAUCGCGUGGGUCUCUGAUGACGGCUGCCAUCACGCUGUACAACUUCAUGGGCGUGCUGGGCGGCUACUUCUCCGGCAGGCUGUACAAGACGAUGAAGGGCAAGAUGUGGAAGUCGACGGCGCUGUGGACCGGGGUGCUGUACCCGCUGGUGGUCUCGUCCAUCGUGGUCUUCCUCAACUUCUUCGUGUGGGGGAAGCGGUCGUCGGGCGCCAUCCCGUUUACAUCGAUGCUCUCUGUCCUGGCCAUGUGGUUCGGCAUCUCGGUGCCGCUUGUCCUGCUCGGUUCGUACGUGGGCUUCCGUAAGCCGCCGUACGAGCAUCCGGUGCGCACCAACCAGAUUCCUCGCCAGGUGCCCGAACAGGCCUGGUACCUGCACCCCAUCUUCUGCUCGCUGCUGGCGGGUGUGCUGCCGUUCGGAGCCAUGUUCAUCGAGCUCUUCUUCAUCUUCUCCGCCAUCUGGGAGAACCAGUUCUACUACAUGUUCGGCUUCCUGUUCCUGGUCUACAUCAUCCUGACCAUCAGCUGCAGUCAGAUCAGUAUCGUGCUCGCCUACUUCCAGCUCUGCGGAGAGGACUACCACUGGUGGUGGCGCAGCUUCGUCGUCUCGGGCGGCUCGGCCAUCUACGUCGGCGCCUACUCGUUCUUCUACUUCUUCACCAAGCUGGAAAUCGACGAGUUUGUGCCCACACUGCUCUACUUUGGCUACACGGCGAUCAUUGUGAUCACGUUCUGGCUGCUGACGGGCACUAUCGGAUUCUGGGCCGCCUACACGUUCAUCAAGAAGAUCUACGGCGCCGUCAAGAUCGACUAAGUGCGCCGAGUAGUGGCUUUACUGGCCCUCUGAAACGUCAGAGCAGGCAUUGACAGAACCAGUAGCGGGCUCAGACCUACCUGAGCUCACUGAAGCUACUGAGAACUUGAGCUGCACUGAAAGAAAGGCAGAGGAAUGAGAAUGUCUGCACAUGUCGAGGGCUGCGGAUGGUGUGAAGGCCCGUGUCUUGGUGUGUCUCAAAACGUGAGUGUAUUGUGGCUCCCAUGGACGAACUGUCACGUGCAUCGCCUCGCGCUCAGAGGCUGCACGGCCGUUGCUAAGGAGCGAUUCUAUCUCCCUGAGAUGGAUUUGGCUCCGGCCCCGCGCUGGGGAUGGCCGACUAACCCCGACCUCGGUGGGUCCGCCAGGCGGUCACGACCCGGCCGAGUGACCGAUCGGGUCUGAGCCGGUCUGUCACCACCGAGACCUACGGUCCCACGUCACCAACACCGUGACGUUUUGAGUCAUCGUGACGGCGUGCGUCAUCGGCCGGCGCCCGUGCCAGCGAUGGCAUGCAGUCGAGCCGAACCGGAGCGGGGUUAAUGCGGCGGCGACCGGCCGAGAUGGGGUGGCAGCCGCUCCUCCCGUGCAGAUGGCGCUAGCUGUCCUAUCGGGAAGCCAGCGAGGCUAGAGACGCGUUAUAACCGACUGUGGUGACGGGUGGGGCGUGCGGCGUGAUCACAGAGUGCCACGGGAGACGUACUGUGGCCUAAUGCCACGGAGAUGUGAGCGAGAGAACGGCGACCUUUUCUGGCGUGUGUCCGCGCAACUAAAUCGUAAUCGUUUAUAUCCUCUAAGGUUUGCGUCCGACGUGUGUGUGAGGCUCGUCGGGUGAAAUGGGAAGCCCGACUGGCACAGGCUAGGGCACAAUGAGUCUUAUCGUUGUUACUGAUUAUGUUUCACCGUGAUUGUUUUGCGUUUGGAAGACACGGGCCGUGGUCUAUGGGGUGCACGGGGACCAGAGGUCCAUAUUCCAUCCUUGUUUCGCGCCCCGUUUUAUGGAUGAGCCUAAUUAAGUGCGUGUGUGUCCAUUGGUCGCUGUUUCGGUUUCACGGUGCCGUUUCACUCUUGGUUUGUCCAUGUGCGCUUGCCCACGGGGUUAUUUAAGUGACUGAGAAAACGGCUUUGACAUGUUAUUGGCUCGGAAUAAAUUAGCUCGUGAA